Messenger RNA from Effrenium voratum, 3522 nucleotides. NCBI's taxonomy places the organism in Eukaryota, Dinophyceae, Suessiales, Symbiodiniaceae. The record is from the annotation of a GenBank genome assembly.
AGAAGCAUUUUGGCUUAAGCUCCUUGCCUUUUCUGUUGCCUUUCACCAGUCCGUCACCAUGGUGUUUGCCCAGCUCGCUGAUGCCUUCUCCUUCUGCACCAGCCCGGACGUGCGGCACGUGCGCACCACAGCCGACCCCCCGAUGGCGCCAGAGGAGUCGCUGAAGAUGCUGAAGGAGGGCAACCGCCGCUUCGUGGACGGCCGUCCGCUGGGUGCGCGCACCAAGGACGCGGCAAGGCGGCAGCUGGUGGAUCAGGGUCAGGCGCCGCACACGGCCAUCAUCGGCUGUGCCGACUCCCGUGCUCCAUUGGAGACGAUCUUCGACGCCAUGCCAGGGGACCUCUUCGUGCUGCGCAACGCCGGGAACACCUGCACGCAUGCCGAGGGCAGCAUGGUGGGCAGCUUGGAGUUUGCUACGGGCAAGCUGGGCAGCCGCCUGAUCCUGGUUCUUGGACACACCAACUGCGGCGCCAUCGCCGGUGCGACCAAAACGUAUUUGGAGGCCAAGGUGCCUCAGAAGGCCGGCUCCGCGCUGCAAGGCCUGCUGCAGGACCUCGGCGCCGUGGCCGAGCAGGCGGUGCAGGAGGCCGGCCCCGGUGCCAGCGCCGACGAGGUGACCGCCCGCGCCGUCAAGGUGAACGUCUACCACACCAUGAGCUUCCUGCUGCGCUUCAGCGAGUCCAUCCGCUCGGCGGUGCGCGAGGGCACUGUGCAGAUCCAGGGGGGCAUCUACAACCUGGAGACGGGUUCCGUGGACUUCCUUGGCGCCUUGCCCACGCAAACGGAGCUGCUUGACUCCACGAUGGCCAUCCCCCCGUCCAUGGUGGAGGCUGGGGAGGCCCGCGGAAAGCAUGGCGUGCGCACGGGCGCCGACAGCGCGGUGCCCAAAGACGUGGCGCUGAAGAUGCUGAAGGCAGGCAACGAGCGCUUUGCCGCUGGUGCUCCCACGGCGACGCAGACCUCAGGCCCUAUGAGGAAGGCUUUGGUGCAGUGUGGCCAGGCACCCCACAGCGCCAUCCUGGGUUGCGCAGACUCUCGGGUGCCUGUGGACACCGUGUUCGAUGCUAUGCCAGGCGAACUUUUCGUGCUGCGCAACGCCGGGAACACCUGCACGCAUGCCGAGGGCAGCAUGGUGGGCAGCUUGGAGUUUGCUACGGGCAAGCUGGGCAGCCGCCUGAUCCUGGUUCUUGGACACACCAACUGCGGCGCCAUCGCCGGUGCGACCAAAACGUAUUUGGAGGCCAAGGUGCCUCAGAAGGCCGGCUCCGCGCUGCAAGGCCUGCUGCAGGACCUCGGCGCCGUGGCCGAGCAGGCGGUGCAGGAGGCCGGCCCCGGUGCCAGCGCCGACGAGGUGACCGCCCGCGCCGUCAAGGUGAACGUCUACCACACCAUGAGCUUCCUGCUGCGCUUCAGCGAGUCCAUCCGCUCGGCGGUGCGCGAGGGCACUGUGCAGAUCCAGGGGGGCAUCUACAACCUGGAGACGGGUUCCGUGGACUUCCUUGGCGCCUUGCCCACGCAAACGGAGCUGCUUGACUCCACGAUGGCCAUCCCCCCGUCCAUGGUGGAGGCUGGGGAGGCCCGCGGAAAGCAUGGCGUGCGCACGGGCGCCGACAGCGCGGUGCCCAAAGACGUGGCGCUGAAGAUGCUGAAGGCAGGCAACGAGCGCUUUGCCGCUGGUGCUCCCACGGCGACGCAGACCUCAGGCCCUAUGAGGAAGGCUUUGGUGCAGUGUGGCCAGGCGCCCCAUAGCGCCAUCCUGGGCUGCGCAGACUCCCGGGUGCCUGUGGACACCGUAUUCGAUGCUAUGCCAGGCGAACUUUUCGUGCUGCGCAACGCCGGGAACACCUGCACGCAUGCCGAGGCGGGUUGGGAUUUGGCCGGGUUAUGACACACGUCGGCUUUGCAGGGCCCUGAAGUGCCCAAUGAUUCUUGCAAAAAGCCCGAUGCGAGGGCAGCAUGGUGGGCAGCUUGGAAUUUUGCACCGGCAAGCUGGGCAGCCGCCUGAUCCUUGUGCUCGGACACACAAAGUGCGGCGCCAUCGCCGGUGCCACGCAGACCUUCCAGGCCGGCGGUGAGAAGGCCCCCGGCUCUGCGCUGGAAGGCCUGCUGCAGGGCUUGUCCGUUGUGGCCAAGGAAGCCAGCGAGGAGCUUGGCCCUGGUGCGUUGCAGGAGGAACUGGCCGCACAUGCCACCAAGGUCAACGUCUUUUCGUCCAUGAACUUUUUGCUGAAGUACUCGGAGCCCAUCAGGGAGCUGGUGCGCAAGGGCGACUUGGACAUCCAAGGCGGCAUCUACCACCUGGAGACGGGCCGCGUGGAGUUCUUGGGCCGCUCACCCCAGCAGGCAGAGCUGCUCGCCGCUGAGGGCACGCUGCCGCCGUCCAUGGCUUUGGGCACAGUGCGGACCACCUCCGACGGGCCCAUGGCGCCCCAGGCCGCGCUGAAGCUGUUGAAGGUGGGCAACGAGCGCUUCGUGGUGGGUGCGCCGAAGGCUGGCAAGGUGCACAGCAGCAUGCGCGAGACCCUGGCCACGGGGCAAGCGCCCCACACAGCGCUGGUGGGCUGUGCGGAUUCUCGUGUCCCCUUGGAGACCGUCUUCGACGCAUUGCCCGGGGACCUCUUUGUUCUUCGCAAUGCCGGCAACACCUGCACACAUGCGGAGGGCAGUGUCUUGGGCAGCUUGGAGUUCUGCACCGGCCCGCUGAAGACUCGGCUCAUCUUCGUGUUGGGCCACACCAGCUGUGGUGCUAUCAAGGGCGCCACCUCCGCUUUCCUGUCCGGGCAGAAGAAGAAGGCGCCUCAGGCGCUGGAUGCCUUGUUGCAAGGCCUGGGCUCCGUGGUCUCCGACGCUCAAAAGGAGUUGGGCAAGAAGGCGACCGAGGAGCAGGUUGCCGCCCACGCAGUGAAGCUCAACGUCUUCCACACCAUGAACUUCAUGUUGAAGUACAGCGAGCCGAUCCGCCAGAAGGUCCGCAGCGGUGAGCUGGAGAUCCAGGGCGGCGUGUACGACCUGCAGACCGGCCGUGUGGAGUUCCUGGGAGCCAGCCCUUCCCAGGCCAAGCUGGUGGCGGCAGAGGGUGCCGUGGCUCCUUCCCUCAAGAGCAAGAUGCAAGGAGCGUAGAGAGGUCCGCGCAUUGGCGCGGCCGACGGGCCGAAGGGCCCCGAAACGCGGCAGACAAAAUGCUGCAGGCGGUCGCCGGGACUGGCAGGGUCCAGCUCGGCCCGCUUUCAUCACUUUCACAGGUUUUCCUGUAAUGCUCCUUUUAAGGAGCCUCCGAUAAAUGCCUCUUGUAUAGUGCAUAGAAUUACUGCGCACAAGUCUGCAGUGACUGGGCGUUUGUUGCCCCUAUUUUGAUCCUUUCAGGCUGCACGGCAGCCAGAUCCAGCGGGUUGGCCAGGAUUUUCCUUUUCCGGAGCCGUCUGCAGGAUUGCUUAGGUCUAGCCCGGGGCGCUGAAACGCCGCUCCUGUGGCCCGGCACCUUACACGAGGUCGCCUAUACCUUACAGCCUUACAUGAGCCUUG